Knipowitschia caucasica is the source of this 708-nucleotide messenger RNA. The record is from the annotation of a GenBank genome assembly. Lineage: Eukaryota; Metazoa; Chordata; Actinopteri; Gobiiformes; Gobiidae.
AUGCCAUUAACAAAAAGACAAAACAAUACGGCGAACCCUUUUGACAAAACAGACAGGAAGAUAUUAAAAGAAGUGAAGAACCCAGACUUGCGAGCUGCUUCAUCCAAGGAAAACGAAAAUCCCCUUGUUGAAAUGUUCUCCAAGAAGCGCGCUUCCUCAGACGUUGAUGAUGUUCGGGGAGAUGAGGCUCCUGCGGGCCCCGGGUUCCAGUCAAUGUUGGAGCAGUUUGGUUCAGACAUCUCCAAGGCAGUGCAGGCCAAGAAAAAGCGCCUGGAAUCCCUGACCAACAACUACAUGAAGGUCAGCCAACACAAACUGGAGCAGCAGUGGAGCAUGCACCAAAGCCAGCGGCAAAAACUCACCCAAAAGUACUCGCAGCAGGUGUCGGUGGUGCUUCAGCAGUGGGAGCUGGAUGCACAGCGUGGCGAGGAGCAGGAGGAGCGCAUGAAUAACCUGUUCAAACAGCAGGUGAAAAUUCUGCAACAGGCCAGAGCCGCGCACAGCCACAAACUCAAGUGUGUGCGCGAGCUGUACGAGGCCUUCGUGAAGAACUCAGAGGAGAUGCAGAAGAGCCACGAGGCGUUCCUCCAGGGGGCAAUGCAAGAGCUGCGCGGAGAGAUGAGCGCGCUGCAGAAGAAGAUCCUCAUCGAUAUUCAACAGCAGGAGAUGGCCAGUGUCCGAAAGUCACUUACAUCGAUGCUUUUCUAG